CAGAUGCUCAAGUCAUGUUCACGGCCCUUUGUCUCUGUCCAUCUAUCCGUCCAUCGUGCGUCCCUUGAUAGGAACCUCGCAUGUGUCGCUGUUGCUUGCCCAUCCAUCCACUGGCUGUGUCCAGAAAAAAAAUCCGAUGCCGGCCGGUGGCGUGCUUUCCGUGUACCUUGAGCUUCCAUGCUCAUGCCGAAACGAAGCGUUUUGGCGUGUCAAUCUAGAUCUUCCGCCAGCUGCAGAUGCACAGCUCGAUUCGAAUGGGAAGCAGGCAGAAUGAAAGCUCAAGACAGGUGGAUCUGCCACGGUUUAUUACAAGAGCGGAGAAAGUGGCGCACAGGCGGGGCUUUCUCUGCUUUCCGCGUCGACGCAGCUUUCAGAAGGUCGUGCAGAAGCCGUUGCUGUCGUUCACUGCAUCCGACUAUCGUCUGCGCUAACCUCUUUCGGCUUUCCCCCUAGCGUCGCGCGUCCCAAUAAGAGUAUCACUUUCGCCAUGUCCCGUCCCGCGCCUCUCGAGUUCUUUCCUCCCCACCGCCCCUUCGCUGCAGGACCGUCUGGCAGCCCAGGAUCAACAACACCGAACACCCCACACGACGAGUCUCACUCCGCGCCUGCUUCUCCACCGCACACCCCGCGCUCGCUGUCCUUCCUCACUCCUCACACACCCGCUCGCUCUGCAGACCCUUACUCCCACGCCGCUAUGACCACCCCUAACCCACCCGCUCAAAACCCGUUCUCCCCGCCGGCCUCGGUGCAGUCUUUCUCCGCCGAGUACCCGUUCGCGGGCUCUCCGGGUUCGACCCGCGCCAGCAGCGUUGUCGACGUUCGUCUCCCGCGCACCUCGUCCUGGAUUAGCACCAGCGGCCAACAGCCCAUGGAUCAGCGCGGGUCGUUCAGCUCCAAUCGUCCAGGAACAGGCUCCAACCCAGGAUCGCUCUCCAAUCCGGGCACAGUGGGUGUUACACCGGGCAACGUUACACCAGGCGGUCGUCGCGAUACGUUCGCCUCCCCGCCCUCCCGGCCGAUGACCAUAUACGCGCAACCGAGCUACACGAGUGCCCGCCUGCGACGUGAGCGUCCCAAGAGCACUGCUAUUCUCGAUCAGAGUCCCACUCCGAGUGAGGACGGGAAGAAGAAGGAGAAGGGCGCACGCCCUGUGCUGACUACCAAGCUGGACAAGCCAUGGAUCACCAAGAAAGAUCCGUACUCGCGCGUGGCUUACUGGAUCACUUAUCUGACAAUUCUUCUCUGCGCGUUUUUCUUUCCUGGUCAAGUUACCGCUCUCAUUCAUUCUCCAGGUGCUGGUGCUGGUGCGGCGCGAAUCUACACGGGGUGGAAGAGCGUCUUGCUCAUUACGCAACCUCUUUGUCCUGUGCUCAUUGAAGACUUUUCAACUGCGACAACUGAAUCUCUCUUCGGGACCGGUGUCGCCGGGGACGGGGGCACAUUUUUCCGCGAGGUUGAUGCCAGCGGGUUCGGUAACGGCGAAUUCGAGAUGACAUCCAACUCGGACAGCAAUUCGUUCGUGUUGAACAACCAGCUGUACCUGGUGCCCACAUUGACGAGCGAUGUCAUUCCACUGUCCAACAUCCUCGACGGCGCAGUGUACAAUGUUACGGGCUGCACGUACAACAUCACCCACUCGACAGGUUACACGACUUCAGGACACGGCAGCACGGGUAUCAACACGACCGAGGGAGAAACUGGAUCCGGCGGAAUUGCCCCGGAUGCUCCACUCGAUCUCCCGGCCUACCUAGCCGCGUGCUCGGCUGUUUCGAAUGCGACGCAGGGGAAGAUUCUUCCGCCGGUCAUGAGUGCCCGCAUUAGCACGCGACGCAGUGCGAAGAUGAAAUUCGGUCGGGUCGAAGUGCGAGCGAAGCUUCCCACCGGUGACUGGAUGUGGCCUGCUAUCUGGAUGCUUCCGGUGGACAACGCGUACGGCGGAUGGCCACUCAGUGGGGAGAUCGAUAUCAUGGAGGCGCGCGGUAAUGGACCGAGUUAUCCCAAACAGGGUGUCAACUAUGUUCGUUCCUCGUUGAAUUGGGGGCCUGCCACGUUCCUGGACGCCGUUGCCAAGACGUAUGGCUGGUGGACGGAACGUCGCAGUCGUUAUGAUGAGCAAUUCCACACCUACGCCCUGGAAUGGACGGACGGCUUCAUCCGGAUGUAUGUCGACUCGCGGCUGACGCACAUGCUCGAGCUCAAGUUCAACAAACCGUUCUGGGACCGGGGCAACUUCCCCACGGUCGUGCAGAACGGUUCGGAGAGCGUGGUGCUGCAGAACCCCUGGAUCAACGGAACCAAUGCUGCGCCAUUUGACCAGGAGUUCUAUCUGAUCAUGAAUGUUGCUGUUGGAGGGACGAACGGAUGGUUCCCCGAUGGACCGGAGAAACCCUGGCUCGAUGGCUCGGCGACUGCGCCAUUGGACUUCCUCCGAGCUCAGAGCCAGUGGUAUCCCACUUGGCCUCAAGACGUCAAGCAACGUGCGAUGGUUGUGGACUCGGUCAAAAUGUGGGAGUUGUGCUGAGGUCAUGAAGAGCGGCGGCCUGUAUGCGCAUAUAUUGUACACUGCUCCUUCCUAAUCACCUCACGGACAUGAUCUUGGCUCUUCUAUCCACUCUUUAUGAUAUCAUCCAUACAGCCCACCUGGUCGGAGAAGUUCCAACACAUACAUACACAUGGUUUUCGCAUUAUAACUAUCUAGAAUGAACCGUCUUUACCUCGGUCGUUGACCUUGAAUCGGUCUUGUGAUCGUCCCCAGUUCAAAAAGACCAGGACGAAAACAGGAUCUAGGUUUCACGUCCGUACAGGGGGGUACCUGCAGUGUAAGGGCAGGAAUGAAAGUGUCGCCGCCGAACUGUCGUUGUUCCCUAUGGACUUGCACAAACUGAGGUCGAUGCUGAUGCUGGUAGGAGUACAUGAGACACUGUAGCGUGCGCUGGUGGAAUCGGAAGUUUUCUAUGCUGAGCGUGGGGAAGUCGUCGCUGGUCGCGGGGGUGAAGUACUCCAAGUUAUCAGGGUCUUGCAAACUGGUCAGAAAGAUCAAAUUCACGUGCUUGAAAGUACUCAUUCGCUGCUAGCAGCUUUCUGAAAGUGACAGUUAUGCCGGUCGCGUCCUUCAACCAGUCGUUCUCAGCUAGCGCUCGUUGCGCGUCAACCUCCCCUGUGAUCUGCGGAAAAUCUUCCCUCUCCCAGUCACGAACGGUUCCGCGGGCACGACACUAACUCGAUUGUCGCAGUCACGUCGAUUGUGGCGACUGUCGGUUUUCAGCGCAGCAGGCGACUUGAUGCUCUCUUCCCAGCAAUUUUUUUCGAGACGGUCUGGCGGGAGGGUUUCUUCGUUGGGUGCAGAUCCGUGAGUGCGGUCAGCCUCUCAAUCAGUGUGAUAUGUUGACCAUGAAGAACGCCAGUCGGAGCAUGGCUUGGUCAUGGACCACGACAUAAGCGAAUGGCAUUCAUAGACUCACAGCUGGAUUGGGUAUGUUCCACUGGAUCCCAGCUGAAUAGAGACUAAUCGACAAGCAUGUAAGUAGAGUGGUAUUGCCGUGGCGUCGAGACCUAUGAACUCAGUCACCUCCACUGCUCUACAGAACUCGGCAACCUUCAGCCCAGCAGCAGUGCUCUCCGAAGAUGACGCAAUCCAGCUGUGCUUAUCGUCCACGGGGUGUUACAACUGGGACGCUCCAACGAUCCUGUCUAUCUGGGAAGCGCCAACUCUCGCAUGGCUCUCGAUCGCUCGACUCCGGUAUCAGAACUUCGGAGGGAGAGCGACUGGGCGACGAAUGAGAAUGGUAGUCCCGGGCCCCGCGGUAUUGAAACAGGUCGACUAUCUCGAGGCAUUCGGCGUGGGAGACGCAUGCAGCCUUUGGCCGUCUGAGGGCCGCGUCCAUCACUCUCUCGUAUAAAUGGCGAGCCCUCCGAGCAUGCUCUCUCUGAACCCCUCCUUCACGAUGUCGAUGUGCGCUCAGUCAUCUGCGCCUCCAUUGCCCGUGCACCCUUUGCGGCAUUCCCGGCCGUUGUAUGACUGCCAUCCUCUUCCGCCAACGAGCCCCCCUCCCCACUCCCCUGAUUCGGAAUCGGUCGACUCUGAUUUGGACCCGGCGACGGAUCCGCCAACUGCCUGCCUCGUUCUGACCUCGCCGCUUUUCCCUUGGAAACUCGAGAUCAGGCCUCACGCUGCCGAUAAAUACGUCUCCCUGGCCGCGGUCCGCGAAGCGGUCAAUAACUUUCUCCUCCAGCCAGUCUCGGAAAUCGAACUGGAGAGGUACUCCGCGCAGGAUGAAUCUCAACCAAGCACGAACUCGUGCUGCUCUAUGCGCGAGCGCAUCACCUCUGCAUUCGAGAAACGAUGUGCAGACUCGCGUCGAGAUUUCGGGCGCGGCGCGGAAACGAUCGUGCGCUCCGUUGGGAUUCAGCGGACCGAUUUUCUCGGUGCAAGGGGAAUCGCUGUGGAUGACGAGCUUCGGGAUCUGCGGAUCAUAUCCGUGGACGGGGAAUGGGAACUUUGCUUUGACGGCGCCUGAAUUUCAAUGUGCUCAAUGCACUCUCUCACGCACAUGUAUAACACACAUGCCUAGUGUUCGAUAGCCUCUAAUGGAGCUGCGCAUUGACACUGAAACAGCCGAGUCUGCUAGGAGAGGUACCCGGUCGGUGUCUCACCUCCGAAAGUAUUUGAGUCAAACGGACUGCGUGACGACCUCCAGAUGGCUCAGACCCAACCCCGAGUCAGAACUCUCUUCCCUCCACGAACGGACGGUUUCAUCGUUCCUCUCCCACCGCCGUCAAGUCGCUCGUGUGUUGCUAAUCAGGAGUUGGAGCUGAGCCCAGUGACAACCUUGCGGGAGAGACGCGGUUUCACACUCCAACUAUCCUUCACCGCAUCCUCGCCAUACGCGGCACGGAAGCCAAGAGCUCCAGUUUUGGAUUUGUCGGCGGGAGGACUAGACCGCUUGGAUUCGACGAUGGAUCAUUGUGGUCUGGGACCCAGAGGGUGGAUGUGCGAGAAGAGGACAGGGCUCUCGUGAAGGACUGUCGGGUUUUCCUUCAAUCGGUGACUUGAUGAGCUCCAAAAAGUUUCAGUCCGUCUGGUCUCGGAUCCGCUCCCAGUGAAUCAUUCAUCCUGUCGGUUUUGAGACUUGACAUCAAAAGACGGAAACACCAAACCACGAAGAACGAAACAGAUCUCUCCUUUGGAUUAGAUAGUCUUACGCAAGAGUGGCCCAUAGCAGGCAUUCACGUGGAUUCUCCAGAGCCCGGAGUAUGAAAGCCUUUGUCCAAGUCCCAUCUCAGAUACGGCUAUUCAGACGUCGGGGACUCAUCGAGGGUGCGUCCACCUGAGGAGCCAGAGAUAGCGGGCAAUAUCCAGGUUCCUGAAUGGACGCGCAUCACUUGCCGGUUUAACCUGCUCCCUCUCUUCUCUGGAUCUUUGAGUCGCAACCGGAAUCGUGGUUUAAGGUUUCGUUCAAACAAGGUAACCGAUCGAUCGAUAUGAUGCUCACGGAAUCCACACGCGCUCAGCUCGAGGAUUGUGGACUCGGACUUGCUCAGGGUGGACGGCUGAUCCUCCACCGGGGCUAGCAAUCUCAGGUUGCGUUAAACUAGCUCUGCAUGAGGCUUCUUCUGGUCAAGCAGGUCGUCCCACGGGUCUCUGAAAUGGACUAUGUAUAAAGCUUUGACCGGUCAUCGCUGUGAGCAAGUAGUGCUAUAAGUCGGAUGAUUAGUUCUUGAUGGCGAUCUAGGCUGACAGUCCCGAAGCAGACGUUGCGCUGACCACGCUCGUGGCUCAGGAGCAAGGGGAGUAUCCUUGGACGAAUCGUAAACUUCCCUGAGGAUGGACAAAGCGUCGCUUACUAGGGACCGCAGCAAUGUCGUACAGACCCGACGGCUGGUUGAAGUCCGGAUACAAACCUUGUGCACCGACACCGUCUUCGCUAACGUCAACCCCGGCACAAGUCCUGUCAUCAGUCAAUACUGGGUGAAAGGUCAGGUCCACUUACCCCCACGUCAGCACCCUGCACGUUAAGAAAGCGGUAAGGACUCGCAGAUGUGAUGAGACUACACUGAACCACUAGCGCGCACCUGGAAAAGAGGCGCCAUGGUAUUCAGAUCGUCGGUUACAAUCAAGCUGACGAGAUGCGUAUGUAGUACAAGAUUCGACGUGGGUGCAGAUCAAGACUGCAUGCGAGCACGCGAGGCUCGAGAUGAUCGUCAUGGUACCGGUUGUAUGAUCAAAAGACUAUUGAAACACCUAGCUGGAACUGGGAAAGAAAGUCUAGAGGGCGAUUAUCUCCAAGUCUAUAGUUGCCUUGCUUGUCAAGGCACUCUCCACACUCAUAAUUCGCUCUUUUUGAUGGCCUUGUUGAUCCGGUGACGCUGUUCCGUGUUCUCCCGAGGCGUGCGUGGCUUACAAUGGUACACUCGACCACACACGCGUCCCAUAAUCGACCACACACGCGUCCCAUCAAGCACGCUCCAUCCUUUUUUGUUCGUGCACUUCAUGUUCGCGUCUUCAAUAUAGCGUUUUAAACGGU
This is a messenger RNA of Mycena citricolor, 6524 nucleotides long. Lineage: Eukaryota; Fungi; Basidiomycota; Agaricomycetes; Agaricales; Mycenaceae. The record is from the annotation of a GenBank genome assembly.